This is a messenger RNA of Glarea lozoyensis ATCC 20868, 1620 nucleotides long. Its product is annotated as MFS general substrate transporter. Lineage: Eukaryota; Fungi; Ascomycota; Leotiomycetes; Helotiales; Helotiaceae. The record is from RefSeq and is a predicted model, not a curated record. Gene Ontology annotation, biological process: transmembrane transport. Gene Ontology annotation, cellular component: membrane. The transcript is spliced from 3 exons. Gene Ontology annotation, molecular function: transmembrane transporter activity. Bases 1 to 1620 code for a protein of 539 amino acids.
AUGGCAUCCGCAUCCUCCUCGAACCCCGCGAUCCAGAAAUCAGACGAGCUGCUUCCUCCCCCCGAGCUGUCGCCAAACUCGAGCCAUACGUCGCAUACGAUUUUGACGCCCGAAGAUGAUUCUGAGGAUGAGGACGAAGAGGAGGGGUAUAAGAUGCGCAGGUUGAGUGGGGAGGGGAGGGAGAAGGUGUGGGAUGCUGAGGAGGAUGCGUUGGAGGAGAGUGAGGAGGAGGAGAGAGAUGCGGGGAGACGGAGGAGAUUGAGUAGGUCGAGUGUGGAGAGUUAUAAACUUUAUACGCCGGAUGAGGAGAGGGAGGUUGUAAGGAUUUUUGAUAAGAAGUUGGUUCUGUUUGUCGCAUUGCUUUAUAUGCUUUCGUUUUUGGAUCGCAGUAAUAUUGGGAAUGCGAAGAUUGCGGGGUUAGAUCUGGAUUUGGGUCUUGAUACUGUGAGGUACCAAUGGGUUAUCACGGCGUUUUAUAUUGCGUAUAUCUGCUUUGAGUGGAUGUCGAUUUUGUGGAAGAUUAUCCCGGCACAUAUCUAUGUCACCGCGAUCGUGUUGUCCUGGGGUAUUGUCGCCUCGUUACAGUCUGUCGCCACUUCAUUCGAAGGAUUGUUGGUUCUGCGGGUACUUCUUGGAAUCGGAGAAGCAGGAUUUACUGGAAUACCCUAUUACCUUUCAUUCUUCUUCAAACGAGAAGAACUAGCCCUGAGAACGGGCUACUUCAUCUCGGCAGCUCCUCUUGCAACCAGCUUCGCAAGCUCAAUAGCAUGGGCAAUCAUCUCACUCGGCAAGCACUCACCUAUUGCAUCCUGGCGUCUCCUCUUCCUCCUCGAAGGCUUCCCCAGCGUCCUCGUCGCAGUAAUAGCAUGGCACAUCAUCCCCGACUCCCCCUCAACAGCACCCUACCUAACCCGCCGCCAAAAGCGAGUCGCAUACCUCCGUCUUCGCUCUGAAGAAACACCACAUUCCCAUCCCUCCUCCUCCCACCUCAACACCUCCGACAUCCUCGACACCAUAACCUCCCCGCGCAUCUACCUAACAGCCUUCAUCUUCUUCCUCACAAACCUAGCCUUCUCCUCCCUCCCCGUCUUCCUCCCCACCAUCAUCCACGAAAUGUGGCACACAGUCUCAACCUCGCAAGCCCUCUCCGCCCCACCAUACCUCUUCUCCUUCCUCAUCGUCAUCCUCACCUCUUGGGCAAGCGACAAAUACCACACCCGCUCCCUCUUCAUCAUCCUGCACGCCCUCAUCUCCGCAUCCGGCUACGCCCUCCUAGCGCUCUCCCCAACCCUAAAUCUCUCCUCCGAAAUCCGCUAUCUCCUCCUCUUCCCCGCGGCCUCCGGCUUCUUCUCCGUCGUCACGCUCACUAUAACAUGGAGUAUCAACAACGAACCCUCGUCAUCCGGACGCGGUGUCGGGUUCGCGAUUCUGCAGGUUAUAGGACAGUGCGGACCGCUUGUCGGGACGCGGUUGUAUCCGGAUGAGGAGGCGCCGUAUUAUGUCAAGGGCAUGGGGGUUUGUGCUUUGAGUAUGGGAGAUGGAGGGGGGACGGGGGAGUAUGCUAAGCUUGGUGGGGGUGGGGGGAGGGAGAGGGAGAGGGAGUUUAGGUAUUUACUUUAA